Messenger RNA from Gadus macrocephalus (Pacific cod), 3885 nucleotides. Its product is annotated as NLR family CARD domain-containing protein 3-like. The transcript is spliced from 14 exons. The record is from RefSeq and is a predicted model, not a curated record. Gene Ontology annotation, molecular function: protein binding. Bases 238 to 3885 code for a protein of 1215 amino acids. Lineage: Eukaryota; Metazoa; Chordata; Actinopteri; Gadiformes; Gadidae.
GCGUAAAUAUGCGCUAACGCACACACAGAUUUCAUUUAUGGAUCCGUAUCGAAACGGGAAGAAAUCAGUUGACAAUGCUGUCUUGAUAUCAGGCUAAAGCUUCACUCAACCAAUUCGCAACGUUUGAAUCGGUGCAUCGACAGAUUCUUGGUCAUUUUAAAUCGAUUCAGCUCGAAAGCCAAGAGGGAUCUUUGGCAGUAAGGAGAACUGUUUUGUCAGUGGACCGAUGAGCCACACAUGAACCAAAGCCUCCAGUCUACUAUGGAUGAGGAGAGAGAGGAUGGGGGUCCUACCUCUAGGACCACUCUGUCUGGGGAACAUGGCCGCCAGAGCAAAGCUAAGAGCCCAGAGCAGCAGGAGAGAGCAGACUCCCCUGGACCCAGCUGUGUCUCCAUGAAGAGUGACCACUCGAUGGAACUUCCUUUAAAAUUUAAAGAUGGAAAUCAGUCUCUUGAGAAGAGAAAAGUCCAGCAGGAGAGAGCAGACUCCCCUGGACCCAGCUGUGUCUCCAUGAAGAGUGACUGGUCUAUGGAUAAUCCUCUUAACUUUAAAGAUGGACGCCCCUCCAGAGAGGAGAGACAACCCCACCAGAGGUCAAAGGUUACCAGUGCUCAGUCUGUACAGCAGUCUAUUGAGAAGAGAGGAGUCCAGCAGGAGAGACCAGACUCCCCUGGACCCAGCUGUGUCUCCAUGAAGAGUGACUGGUCUAUGGAUAAUCCUCUUAACUUUAAAGAUGGACGCCCCUCCAGAGAGGAGAGACAACCCAACCAGAGGUCAAAGGUUACCAGUGCUCAGUCUGUACAGCAGCAUCAAACAGAGCUGAUCAAGAGGGCUGAGGAGAACGCACAGGCUUUCCUAGACAAGGAGCUGAAGAAGCUCUGGAGGGAUCUCUUCCCAGAUUACCCACAAUGCUCAGAGAGUCAGAGGGAGGAGGAGGAGGUGGAUGGUAAGAACGAGGAGCAGAGGAGGCGCGCCAUAGAGGGAGUGGUGGACAUCACAAAGCUCUGCCUGAUGAAGAUGAACCAGGAGGAACUGGCCGUCACACUGGGGGACAGAUCUGCUGCUUUCAGGUGCCAACGCAAAAUUAAGUCUCGUUUGAAGAAGAAAUUCAAGUAUGUGUCUGAGGGUAUCGCUAAAGCAGGACAACCAACAGGUCUGAAUGACUUCUACACAGAGGUCUUCAUCACAAAGAGAGGCAGUGGAGAGGUCAACAAGGAACAUGAGGUCAGACUGAUUGAAACAGCUUCCAGGAGACCGGCCAAGGAGGAAACACCAAUAAAAUGUGAAGACAUCUUUAAACCCUUACCUGAUCAAGAUCAUCCAAUCAGAACAAUUAUGACAACUGGAGUGGCCGGCAUUGGUAAAACCGUCUUAACACAAAAGUUCACUCUGGACUGGGCCGGAGGCAAAGCCAACCACGACAUACACUUCACAUUUCUCUUAACUUUCAGAGAGCUGAAUUUACUGAAAGGGAAAGAGUUAAGCUUGGUCGAACUUCUUCAUCACUUCUUUAUUGAGACCAAAGAAGCAGGAAUCUGCAGAUUUGACCUGUUCCAAGUUGUCUUCAUCUUGGAUGGUCUGGAUGAGUCUCGACUUCCUCUGGACUUCCAGAAUAACCAGACCUGGACUGAUGUCACAAAGCCAACCUCGGUGGACAUGCUGCUGACAAACCUCAUCAGUGGCGACCUACUUCCCUCCGCUCGCAUCUGGAUAACCACACGCCCUGCAGCAGCCAAUCAGAUCCCUGCUGAGUGUGUUGACAUGGUGACGGAGGUGAGAGGGUUCACCGACCAACAGAAGGAGGAGUAUUUCAGGAAGAAAUUCAGAGGGGAGAAGCUGGCCAGCACAAUCAUCUCCCACGUCAAGAAAUCUCGAAGCCUCCACAUCAUGUGUCACAUCCCAGUCUUCUGUUGGAUCACUGCUACAGUUCUGGAGGACAUCUUCAAAACAUCUAAGAGUGGAGAAGAGGUGCCCAAGACCGUGACUCAGAUGUACAGCCAUUUCCUGAGGGUUCAGUCCAUACAGGGGGACAGGAAGUAUCAAGGGACAGCUGAAACAGGUUCACACCGGAGUUCAAAUAGCAGGAAGAUCAUUGUUUCUCUGGGAAAACUGUCUUUUAACCAGCUGGAGAAAGGCAACCUGAUCCUCUACGAAGAAGACCUGGCAGAGUGUGACAUCAAUAUCAAAUCAGCUUCAGAGUACACUGGCGUGUUCACCCAGAUCUUUAAAGAGGAGUGUGGGCUGUACCAGGACAGGGUGUUUUGCUUUGUCCAUCUGAGCAUCCAGGAGUUUCUGGCCGCCCUUUAUGUCUUUCUGUCCUUCAUCAACACGGGGGUCAAUCUGCUCUCAGAAGAAGCCCCAACCUCUGGUGAAGAUAAACUCCUCCACCUCUACCAGCAUGCUGUGGACAAGGCCUUAGAGAGUGAGAACGGACACCUGGACUUGUUCCUCCGCUUCCUCCUGGGCCUCUCUGUGGAGACCAAUCAGAUUGUCCUACGAGAUCUGCUGGCACAGAAAAAAAGUAGAACACUGAUCGCUAAGAUUAAGAAAGGUGUGCUGACCAAUAAGAAAACUAACAUCAAAUUAGUGUCUUACAUCAAGAGGAAGUUAAAUGGAGAUCUCUCUCCAGAGAGAAGCAUCAACCUGUUCCAUUGUCUAAAUGAGCUGAACGAUCUUUCUCUAGUGAGGGAAAUCCAACAUUACCUGACAUCAGGAAGUCUCUCAAGAAAAUCUCUCUCCCCUGCUCAGUGGUCAGCUCUGGUCUUCAUCCUACUGACAUCAGAAGAGGAGCUGGUCGUGUUUGACCUGAAGAAUUACUCUGCUUCAGAGGAGGGUCUUCUGAGGCUGCUGCCAGUAGUCAAAGCCUCCAAAACAUCUCUGUUAAAUGGCUGUAAGCUGUCAGAGAGAUGCUGUGAAGCUCUGGCCUCAGUUCUCAGCUCCAACUCCUCUAGUCUGAGAGAGUUGGACCUGAGUACCAAUGAUCUGCAGGAUUCAGGAGUGAAGCUGCUCUCUGCUGGACUGGGGAGUCCACACUGUACACUGGAAAUUCUCAGGUUGUCUGGCUGCCUAGUCACACAGGAAGGCUGUGCUUCUCUGGCCUCAGCUCUGAGCUCCAACCCCUCCCAUCUGAGAGAGCUGGACCUGAGCUACAAUCACCCAGGAGACUCAGGAGCUGCGCUGCUCUCUGCUGGACUGGAGGAUCCACGCUGGAGACUGGACACUCUCAGUGUGGAGCACGGUGGAGUAUUGAGGCUGAAACCAGUUCCACAGAGGUAUGCCUGUGAACUCACGCUGGACCCAAACACGGCCUAUGGAGACCUCUCUCUGUCUGAGGACAACAGAAAGGUGACAGGGGUUGAAGAGGACCAGUCGUAUCCGGAUCACCCCGAGAGAUUUGACUCCUGUCCCCAGGUGUUGGGUAGAGAGGCUCUGACCGGCCGCUGUUACUGGGAGGUAGAGUGGAAGGGACGUGUUGAUAUAGGAGUGACAUACAGAGGAAUCCCAAGGAGGAAAUGGGGUACUGACAGCAGGCUUGGAUGGAACAACAAGUCCUGGGUUCUUGAGUGUUAUGAUGAUCGUUACUCUGCCCGGUACAACGAUAUAGUAACAGCCAUACGUCUCCACCCCGCUGGCUCCACCAUAGUAGGAGUGUAUCUGGACCGGCCUGCUGGCUCUCUGUCCUUCUACAGCGUGUCCCCAGGUGGAGGAGGGUCCUCAGACACACUGACACUCCUCCACACCUUCUGGUCCUCCUUCACCCAGGAGGACCUCCUCCCUGGGGUUGGGUUAUGGGGGGCUCAGCGGGGUGCCUCAGCGUCUCUGUCGGGUAUAGGAAAGUAUAGCAUGAUAAACCAUGAAAAGACUUUUAAGAUCUUCCAUAGUUAG